CACCGAGAGCACACGGCUUCUCACAUCGCCUGACUACCGACCUGGAGACAUAGAACUACUCGUACUUCUACUCUGCGUGUUAGUGUGGAUCUGACAUUCGUGCCAUUAGGAUUUUCUUUAGAUGGAGUUCAGAAGUUAUUCGAUGACAGAGACUACUUUGAGUUCCAAGAUGUCUUAUUCUCCCGUGGUGACGCAACGUGCGAAGAUGAAAAAGCGCGGGAACAACUGCAACAACAACCGGCCGCUGAGCGACGAGCCUCAGCUCAGAGUAGCGGUGGUGGGCGACUCUUCUGUUGGCAAAUCUGCUCUCUCCGUUCGCUUUCUCGCAAGAAGAUUUCUACCGGAGUAUGCGCCUGCGCAAGAGCUGCUGUACGAACGCCAGGUGGCGGUUGACGGACACCUCAUCCCAUUGGUCGUUCACGACACUGCGUCACAGGUGUCCAGUCCGAGCAGCAUCUUCCAGGCUGACGGCGUGCUGGUGCUGUACUCCAUCACCAACAAGAGAAGCUUCGACACCGCCAAGAGUUACCUGGAGAUCAUCGCCACGGAACCGGGCUUCCACAACCUUCCUACAGUUCUGGUCGGCCACAAGAGUGACUUACAGCACCUGAGACAGGUGGCCUACACGCAGGCGCAGCAGCUGGCGUGGGACGUGGGGUGCUCGUUCUACGAGGUGUCGUCCGAGAGCGGGACGGAGUCUGUGGAUCACGUGUUCCACACGCUCAUCAGACAGGUCUUAGCGUCAAGGCAAAGGAGAAAGCUCAGCAGCGGCAGCAGUAAGGACCGGCGGCAGAGAAGUAACAGCAUCACCUCCAACCUCUGGAGAAAAACGCGCGCCGCCAUCUUGGAAAAACUGCGAAGGUCAACUCUGUAGAGGUCGCGUCAUUCAGCUUCCAGGGCCAGUGUGUACAGAAUAAGUGCCCGGAAACAUGCAUGUACAGGAAUUGUGACACAGUAUGGAUAGAUGGCGAACUUCGUGUAUGAUAUAAAAUAGAAGGUUACUCUUAAUUCUGGUUACUCUUCACUACCAGAAUUACUCAAAAAGUAAAUACGAUAUAGUCAACCUGGCGUGGGGCGAACGACGGGUACUACCGCCAUUCCAACUUAUGAAGUCAGGUAAAUACUGUAGAUAGAAUUGAGAGACCGUACGAAAGAAACAGAGAUAUAUACAUGGCAAUAGAGAGACGUUAGGGAAAAAAAUUAGAUAGAUGGGCGCAACUUCAGAC
This is a messenger RNA of Branchiostoma belcheri (Belcher's lancelet), 1226 nucleotides long. RefSeq names its product ras-related and estrogen-regulated growth inhibitor-like. Bases 122 to 874 code for a protein of 250 amino acids. Gene Ontology annotation, molecular function: GTP binding; GTPase activity. NCBI's taxonomy places the organism in Eukaryota, Metazoa, Chordata, Leptocardii, Amphioxiformes, Branchiostomatidae. The record is from RefSeq and is a predicted model, not a curated record. The transcript is spliced from 7 exons.